AUGGCCGGGCCGGGCUCGCAGCGGCGCGCGUCCCGGGGGGCCUCGGCGCUCCUGACCGCCGCGCUUCUCUAUGCCGCGCUGGGGGACGUGGUGCGCUCGGAGCAGCAGAUCCCGCUCUCCGUGGUGAAGCUCUGGGCCUCUGCUUUUGGGGGAGAGAUAAAAUCUAUUGCCGCUAAGUACUCCGGCUCCCAGCUUCUGCAGAAGAAAUACAAAGAGUAUGAGAAAGACGUUUCCAUAGAAGAAAUCGAUGGUCUCCAACUGGUGAAAAAGCUAGCAAAGAACAUGGAAGAGAUGUUUCACAAGAAGUCUGAAGCAGUGCGGCGUCUGGUGGAGGCUGCAGAGGAAGCACACCUGAAACAUGAAUUUGAUGCAGACUUGCAGUAUGAAUACUUCAAUGCUGUGCUGAUAAAUGAAAGGGACAAAGAUGGGAAUUUUUUGGAGCUGGGGAAGGAAUUCAUCUUAGCCCCAAAUGACCAUUUUAAUAAUUUGCCUGUGAACAUCAGCCUGAGCGACGUUCAAGUGCCAACGAACAUGUACAACAAAGAUCCAGCAAUUGUCAAUGGGGUUUAUUGGUCCGAAUCCCUAAACAAAGUUUUUGUAGAUAACUUUGAUCGUGACCCGAGUCUCAUAUGGCAGUACUUUGGAAGUGCAAAGGGCUUUUUUAGGCAGUAUCCAGGUGAGGAUUAAUGGGAACCAGAUGAGAAUGGAGUCAUUGCCUUUGACUGCAGGAACCGAAAAUGGUACAUCCAGGCAGCGACUUCUCCAAAAGACGUGGUCAUUUUAGUGGAUGUCAGUGGCAGCAUGAAAGGGCUCCGUCUGACGAUCGCAAAGCAAACAGUCUCAUCUAUUUUGGAUACGCUGGGGGAUGACGACUUCUUCAACAUAAUUGCCUAUAACGAGGAGCUUCACUACGUGGAACCUUGCCUGAAUGGAACGUUGGUGCAAGCUGACAGGACAAACAAGGAGCACUUCAGGGAGCAUCUGGACAAACUUUUUGCCAAAGGAAUCGGAAUGCUGGAUAUAGCUCUGAAUGAAGCCUUCAGCAUUCUCAGUGAUUUCAUCCACACUGGACAAGGAAGCAUCUGCAGCCAGGCCAUUAUGCUCAUCACUGAUGGGGCAGUGGACACCUAUGAUACUAUCUUUGCAAAAUACAAUUGGCCAGAUCGAAAGGUUCGCAUCUUCACGUACCUCAUUGGAAGAGAGGCUGCUUUUGCAGACAAUCUCAAGUGGAUGGCCUGUGCCAAUAAAGGAUUUUUCACCCAGAUCUCCACCUUGGCUGAUGUGCAGGAAAAUGUCAUGGAGUACCUCCACGUACUCAGCCGGCCCAAAGUCAUCGACCAGGAGCACGACGUGGUGUGGACUGAAGCGUACAUCGACAGCACUCUCCCUCAGGCACAAAAGCUUGCCAAUGAUCAGGGCCCCGUCCUGAUGACCACGGUCGCCAUGCCUGUGUUUAGUAAGCAGAACGAAACUAGAUCGAAAGGCAUUCUUCUGGGUGUGGUCGGCACAGAUGUCCCAGUGAAAGAACUUCUGAAGACCAUCCCCAAAUACAAGUUAGGGAUUCACGGCUAUGCCUUUGCAAUCACAAAUAAUGGAUAUAUCCUGACGCAUCCAGAACUCAGACCACUGUAUGAAGAAGGGAAGAAGCGGAGGAAACCUAACUACAGUAGUGUUGACCUUUCCGAGGUGGAGUGGGAGGACCGCGAUGAUGUGUUAAGAAAUGCCAUGGUGAAUAGGAAGACGGGGAAGUUUUCCAUGGAGGUGAAGAAGACAGUGGACAAAGGGAAACGGGUUUUGGUGAUGACAAAUGACUACUAUUAUACAGACAUCAAGGGUACUCCUUUCAGUUUAGGUGUGGCGCUCUCUAGAGGCCAUGGGAAAUAUUUCUUCCGAGGGAAUGUAACCAUUGAAGAAGGCCUGCAUGACUUAGAACACCCUGAUGUGUCCUUGGCAGACGAAUGGUCCUACUGCAACACUGACCUACACCCAGAGCACCGUCAUCUGUCUCAACUAGAAGCUAUUAAGCUCUACCUCAAAGGCAAAGAACCUCUGCUCCAAUGUGAUAAAGAAUUGAUACAAGAAGUCCUUUUUGAUGCUGUGGUGAGUGCUCCCAUUGAAGCCUAUUGGACCAGCCUUGCCCUCAACAAAUCUGAGAAUUCUGACAAGGGUGUGGAGGUGGCCUUCCUCGGCACUCGCACGGGCCUCUCAAGAAUCAACCUGUUUGUUGGGGCCGAGCAGCUCACCAAUCAGGACUUCCUGAAAGCUGGAGACAAGGAGAACAUCUUUAAUGCAGACCAUUUCCCUCUCUGGUACCGAAGAGCCGCUGAGCAGAUUCCAGGGAGCUUUGUCUAUUCGAUCCCAUUCAGCACAGGAACAGUCAACAAAAGCAAUGUGGUGACAGCAAGUACCUCCAUCCAGCUCCUGGAUGAACGGAAGUCUCCCGUGGUGGCAGCUGUAGGCAUUCAGAUGAAACUUGAAUUUUUCCAAAGGAAGUUCUGGACUGCCAGCAGACAGUGCGCCUCUCUGGAUGGCAAAUGCUCUAUCAGCUGUGAUGAUGAGACUGUGAACUGUUACCUCAUAGACAAUAAUGGAUUUAUUCUGGUGUCUGAAGACUACACACAAACUGGAGACUUUUUUGGUGAGGUGGAGGGAGCUGUGAUGAACAAAUUGUUAACAAUGGGCUCCUUUAAAAGAAUUACCCUUUAUGACUAUCAAGCCAUGUGCAGGGCCAACAAGGAGAGCAGCGAUGGUGCCCAUGGUCUACUGGAUCCUUAUAAUGCCUUCCUUGCUGCAAUAAAAUGGAUAAUGACAGAACUUGUCUUGUUCCUGGUGGAAUUUAACCUCUGCAGUUGGUGGCACUCAGAUAUGACAGCUAAAGCCCAGAAAUUGAAACAGACCCUGGAGCCUUGUGAUACUGAAUAUCCAGCGUUCGUCUCUGAGCGCACCAUCAAGGAAACCUCAGGGAACAUUGCUUGUGAAGACUGCUCCAAGUCCUUUGUCAUCCAGCAAAUCCCAAGCAGCAAUCUGUUCAUGGUGGUGGUGGACAGUAGCUGCCUCUGUGAGUCUGUGGCCCCCAUCACCAUGGCACCCAUUGAAAUCAGGUAUAACGAAUCCCUUAAGUGUGAACGUUUAAAGGCUCAGAAGAUCAGAAGGCGUCCGGAAUCUUGUCAUGGCUUCCAUCCUGAGGAGAAUGCGAGGGAGUGUGGGGGUGCGCUGAAUCUCCAGGCCAAGAUGGUCCUUAUCCUGCUCCCUCUGCUUUUGAUGCUCUUCUCAAGGUGACACUGAUGGAGAUGUUCUCUUGGCAUGCUAAAGUAUGGAAAAACUGUGAGCCAAAAUAUGGUGCGACAUAGGAGACAUGAAAUGUAGUCCAACCAUCAGCAUCUCAUGAUAUUAAACUGUGCGUGAUAUAAACUCUUAGAGAUAU
Messenger RNA from Balaenoptera musculus (blue whale), 3424 nucleotides. It is a transcript of the gene CACNA2D3, whose product is annotated as calcium voltage-gated channel auxiliary subunit alpha2delta 3. NCBI's taxonomy places the organism in Eukaryota, Metazoa, Chordata, Mammalia, Artiodactyla, Balaenopteridae. The record is from RefSeq and is a predicted model, not a curated record. The transcript has 38 exons. Gene Ontology annotation, cellular component: voltage-gated calcium channel complex. Gene Ontology annotation, molecular function: voltage-gated calcium channel activity.